Molecule: messenger RNA, 3454 nt
Organism: Castor canadensis (American beaver)
Lineage: Eukaryota; Metazoa; Chordata; Mammalia; Rodentia; Castoridae
Gene: C11H1orf56
Product: chromosome 11 C1orf56 homolog
Biological process (GO): regulation of cell population proliferation
Source: RefSeq, a predicted model, not a curated record
AUGGUACUUGGGUUUGAACUCAGGGGCCUUGCGCUUGCUAGGCAAGCAUUCUCCCACUUGAGCCACACCUCAGCCCUUGUUUGUUUUUGAGAUAGUCUCACUAUACAGCACAAGUUGGUCUGGAACUUGCCUUAGCCUCCUGAGCUGAGUGCUAGGAUUACAGGUGUGCACCAGCACACACCUGUCUUACAUUUCCCUUUAUAAGGGUCUCCAAAUAGCAUCCUCCUAGUACAAAACAUUUUUGGUUUAUUCUCUUUUCAGUUCCAAGUUCACACGAAAGAUCCGUUUUUUGAACAGCCUGGGGGAGCUGGCCCAACUCAUCUCCCUAGAUCAAGUCCACAUCCCUGAAGCUGUCAGACAGUGAGUCCUGCACUUACCGAUGAAAGUUUGGGAUGGGAUGUAUAAAGCUAUUCCCCUCUUUCUUAAUACCUUGAGGGAGAUACAAAGGAACUAAAAGACAGAGGCCCUGAUUUUAGGUGCUUCAGUGUAUCUGGGAAAACUUCAUAGACCUAGAGAACAAAUUAAGGCUAACUGUAUUUAUAAGGAACAACUGAAAAAAAUGUUUAAUGAUCACAGUGUAGAAGUUAGAGGAAAUUCAGAACAGCUCUAGAAAUGAGUUAGGGAUAUGGUGGCUGUGCAUAGAUUAUAUCCAGUGGGGAAGAGAGUAUUUGGGGAGCAAAGGAUGCUAAAUGAUGAUUCAAGAAUCCAGUCUUCUUGCUCAUCCAAUUCACUUGGUUUCUUUCCCCAAACUACUGAGUAAAACCCAAGCCCUGCCCUGAACCACUUCUUUCCCCCAUCCCUUUGUAGGCUGGAUCGGGAACUCCAUGGCUCAGGAGGGACCUUGCACAGGACUGGAUAAAAGGCCUUAGAACAAGGCAAAGAUAAUGAUCUGUCUACACCCUAAUUCCUGAAACGUUUGAGCUGUUUGGUAAAUCAUCUCGUCCUCAACCCCAGUACCACUGGAUUUCACUUUUCAGUGCGGUGGCAUCCCCUUCCAUGACACCAUCUUCCUCAGGGCUUUGAGGUUGGGAACCUGAUCUGCUGACGGUUAUUUCAGUGGAAGGUGAACUUAGUGGCAUUGCAAGCUCUUGAUUGUAAUCCUGCUUUAGCUCUAGAACCUUGGUUAGAUAAGGUCAUCUCGUUGGGUCUCAUUUUUCUCCUCUGUAAGUGAAGGGGCUGCUUAAUGCUGUCUUUUCCAUCUCCGGUAUGAGGGGGGUAUGAGUGGCAGGGAAGGUUUAAAACCAAUCACAGCCAGCCUGCCUGCGGGGGCUGAAUCUAGCUUGCAAAAUCUUGAAGAACCUCUUCUACAUGCCUUUCUUUUCUAAGUCAUGUCUGCCGCCUGCGAUCCUGGGAAGGAGUGCUUUCAAAACCUGUAUUUUUGCCCUCAUUAGUAGCUGUUAAUAAAUUGUAAUGAGCGAUUUAAGUCCACUCCAAGGAAGUGAACAACUUUCCCCAACCCCUUACAUCACAAUCCACCUUUUGGUUCUAGAGUUCUCGCUGCCCAAGACCCCUAGGAUUUUUAGCUCAGCCCCUGGGGCUGCCGAGCGCCCCCCGCCCCCGCGCAGGGAGAGAACUUAGGGGAGGGGCGUGGCACGAGCCUCGCCUCAGAGCGCCCCAGCUGGCCUCAGUUCAAACGACCGGGUGGGCGGGUCGGUGGAGAACGGAAGGGAGGGAGAGAAGAUAGGAGCCCCGGCCCGCUCCCAACCCCACGCCUCCCAGCCCCAUGGUCCCCGCCGCCGGCGUGCUGCCCUGGGCCCUGCUGCUCAGUCUGGGGCCCUGGGCGGCGGGGGCCGAAGGUCCUACCCCGACGGGGAUGCAGCGGACCAGCUUACGCUUGGGGGCCCCAGCCCGCAGCCGGAGCACAGAUGGCCCCUCCCGGACCAGUCGUCCGAGGAAGUCGAAGGUUACUCUGGAGGAUGAGAAUGAUGCCCUGGCCACCGCUGACCGCCUGGCAGGCCCAGCAGCUGCCGAGCUCUUGGCCACAGUGACAGGAAUCAGCCGGUCGUCUUUGGCCAGCUACAGCGAUGACAACGAUGAGGAUGGGUCUUUGGAAGAGGGGGUCGUGAUUGAUGCCAGAAAGAAUACCAGCCCUGGGACUCCCAGUACAAUAGGAGUUUCCAGCACCGGGAGAGUCAUAGCCAAUAAGCAAGAACCAGAAAUCAGGCUGACCACAAGCCUGCCAUCUCCCCUUCCAAAGUCUACCAGGGACCUGCUGAGCUCCGAGACCACCCUGACCUCGUGGUCGUGGCCAUCAGCUGGGUCCACCCCCAGUAGUGGGUGGCCAUCACCUUCACCCAAAGCCAUGCCACCUCCCGAGGAUCUGCGGGUGGUGCUUCUGCCCUGGGGCCCUUGGCACUGCCACUGCAAGUCAGGCACCAUGAGCCGGAGCCGGGCUGGGAAGCUACAGGGCUUAUCUGGGCGCCUUCGAGUUGGAGCACUGAACCAACUCCGCACAGAGCACCGGCCUUGCACCUACCGGCAGUGUCCCUGCAACCGGCAUCGGGAGGAGUGCCCCCUGGACUCAAGUCUCUGUUCUGAAACCAGCUGCAGCUCUACGACCACCACCACCACCACCUGGACCACCACCACUCCACACAUGCCCCCCAUCCACCUAAGACGCAGACCCAGCCUACCACCUCCCAGCCCCAGCCCAGCUCUUGCUUUUUGGAAAAGGGUCAGGAUUGGCCUGGAGGAUAUCUGGAAUAGUCUCUCUUCAGUGUUCACAGAGAUGCAACCAACAGACAGAACCCGGAGGUAAUGGCCACUUCACCUACAAGAGGAGGUGUCAGCAUCUCAACCUCUUCCUUCCCUUUCUAUCCCUCACCCACUAUAUUUUUAGUACAGAAAAACAAAACUGAAAAAAAAAUUAUCAUUUGGUUGGUGUCUAUUUUUUUUUUUUUGUAUGUGUGUGUGAAUGUGUUUGGAGCCAGGGAUCGAACUUAGGGCUUUGUAUAUGCUAGGCAAGCACUCUAUCACUGAGCAACACCCCCAGCACCUAGUCUUGUGACUUUUUACAGAAGUAUUUGAGGGAGGAGAGUCCAUAGAUCUCUUCUGUCCUAAAACUGAACUUCAUAGCCAUCAGCCUCUGGCUUGUUCUCCUGUGUUCCUCAAGAUAAAAUGACACUGAUUUUCAUCCCAAGUCUGUUUUAAAAACAAGUAGCCCUUGAAAGAUGAUGGUGAUUUCUCCUUGCCUUCUCAAUGCUUGGUGCUAUCUCUGGAAAAGGCAAUGUUGGUACAAAAUUCUAUCUCAACCACUUUGAAAAUGUUAUUUUCAUCAGUCUUAUCUAUCUUUUGAUCCAAUGCAUACUUGUAGUGAUUACUCUACAACUAUUUUGCUUAUUAUUUUUAUUUGAAAAAAGUAUUUAAAAGUCCAACAAUUUUUAAUAUAAAUUAUGACUCUCAAACCCAUUCUUAUCACUUUAUUGGUAAAGUGAUGCUAGCAUACACAUUAGAA